This is a messenger RNA of Malassezia pachydermatis, 786 nucleotides long. RefSeq lists its product as hypothetical. The coding region runs from base 1 to 786 and encodes 261 amino acids. The record is from RefSeq and is a predicted model, not a curated record. Lineage: Eukaryota; Fungi; Basidiomycota; Malasseziomycetes; Malasseziales; Malasseziaceae. The transcript has a single exon. Gene Ontology annotation, biological process: mitochondrial respiratory chain complex III assembly.
AUGAGCUCUGCGUUCACUCCCGCGCAGCGGCAGCGCGCCACAGCGUUGUAUCGCUCACUUUUACGUACUACGCGCCAGGUAUUCCGCGAUGAUGCUCGUGCCAUUGCCGCAGCACGCGAUGAAACGCGUCGUCGUUUUGCCGAAGCGAAGCAUGAAAAAGACGCUACGAAGAUUGACGAAGGUCUCGAAAUGGGUGAGCAGGUGACGCAUAUGCUCAAGCACAAUGUCGUGCAGGGUGUAGCAAAUCCUGAAGAUGAGCGAACGUACAAACUUCGUUUUACAGAGCACACUGAGCUUGGCUCGAACGAUACCAUUAAGCAGGCCCGUCCUGCGCCUUCGCUAUCUGAGAUUCAGCGGACUAAGGGUAAAAAUAAGCAGAUCCGUGCGUUUUCAACAGGUCGGAGUACGAUGGCUGCACCCAAGGAGGAUGAAGUGCCUUUGCCUCGGCCCGUCCCACGCUUCCCUAGUAUUGUGAUUUUGGCAGAUGGCUCGUCUGUGCGACUUACUACUACGUCGCCACGGUACUUGAGCCGCAUGGCCCGUGACUAUACCAACCAUCCACUGUGGAAUCCUGCGAUGGACCGCCGCAGUGAUGCCGCUGCGGAUGACGAUACUGGCCGUCUUGGUCGUUUCCGCCGUCGCUUUGCCGAGGAGCAAGCGGCAGCGAGUGCGCAAGCCGCUGUCUCGUUUGAUGAAGAUGAUCUGAGCUGGAUGAGUGGUGGCCGUGAGGCCCGCCCUGGUGCGCCUGUGCAGGCGAAGAAGGGCAAGGGCAAAGGUCGUAAGUAG